Molecule: messenger RNA, 1276 nt
Organism: Polyodon spathula (Mississippi paddlefish)
Lineage: Eukaryota; Metazoa; Chordata; Actinopteri; Acipenseriformes; Polyodontidae
Gene: hsd17b10
Product: hydroxysteroid (17-beta) dehydrogenase 10
Exons: 6
Coding region: 135-1043 (302 amino acids)
Biological process (GO): estrogen metabolic process; androgen metabolic process; fatty acid metabolic process
Cellular component (GO): mitochondrion
Molecular function (GO): estradiol 17-beta-dehydrogenase [NAD(P)+] activity
Source: RefSeq, a predicted model, not a curated record
AAGAAAAAACAAUCAAAACAAACAAAAAAAAUACGAUUUAUUUGAUUUUAUUAAAACAAGCAGCAACACAGAGGCGUCGAAGCGUCCCCGUCGCGCCUGUUGUGACGUCACGCGGAACCCCUCCAUUGAUUCCCAUGGCAGCCCGUCCCGGCAAUCCGAUUCGCUGCGCCUCCGCAAGCGCCCGCCCUUGCUCGCGUGUGAUUGGUGCGCGGCUCCACUCCCCGCCCCGCCCCUCGGCGGCAGUCGCAGGCUGCUGGAAGAUGGCGUCGAUACGCAGUGUCAAGGGCAUGGUGGCGCUGGUGAGUGGGGGGGCCUCUGGUUUGGGCAGGGCCACAGUGGAGCGGCUCUUGGCUCAGGGGGCCAGUGCUGUGAUCCUGGACCUGCCCAGCUCGGAUGGGGCUGCCGUGGCACAGAGCCUGGGGGAGAGAUGCGCCUUCGCCCCUGCUGAUGUCACCUCGGAGGAGGAUGUGUCUGGCGCUCUGUCUCUGGCCCGGCAGCGUUUCGGUCGGCUGGAUCUGGCUGUGAGCUGCGCAGGCAUCGCGGUCGCGGUGAAGACCUUCAACCACAAGAAGGGACAACCGCACAGCCUGGAGGACUUCCAGAGAGUCAUCAACGUGAACAUCGCUGGCACCUUCAAUGUGAUCCGGCUGGCGGCCGGGGAGAUGGGCAGGAACGAACCGGACCACGAUGGGCACAGAGGGGUGGUGAUCAACACAGCCAGUGUAGCAGCCUUCGACGGGCAGGUUGGUCAGGCUGCCUACUCUGCUUCGAAGGGAGGCAUUGUGGGAAUGACCCUGCCCAUCGCCCGUGAUCUCGCGCCCAUGGGGAUCAGGGUCGUUACCAUAGCGCCAGGUCUGUUUGCCACCCCCCUGCUGGCCGGACUCCCUGAGAAGGUGCGCACGUUCCUGGCUAGGCAGGUCCCGUUUCCGAGCAGGCUGGGGGACCCCUCCGAGUACGCACACCUGGUCCAGAGCAUCGCGGAGAACCCCAUGAUCAACGGGGAGGUCAUUCGACUGGACGGAGCCAUCCGCAUGCAGCCCUGACACACCAGCAACACGCACAGGGGGAGGGGGAGCCCCAGAGCAUUCAGCUGAGCAAAGGGGGAGGGGCCACUUAUAGUUUAGCAUUACAGGAUUGUUUGGUUGAAAUUCCAGUUAUAAUUACAAUACAAUUACAUAUAUAUACACUGUGUUGAACUGCAAUUGGUCUACAGCAGUUCUGAUUAUAAUUCAAAUUUCAGACCACUUUCAACUUCAGCUAAUGGGAGAAGGAGUAG